AUGGCGAUCGUCUACGCGGUCGUAGCGAGAGGCACAGUCGUCCUAGCCGAAUUCAGCGCCGUCACGGGAAACACAGGCGCCGUGGUGCGACGAAUCCUCGAGAAGCUUUCACCGGAAACCGCCGAGGAGAGACUCUGUUUCUCACAAGACCGUUACAUCUUCCAUAUCCUCAGAUCCGAUGGACUUACCUUUCUCUGUAUGGCCAACGAUACCUUCGGAAGGAGGAUUCCGUUUUCGUAUUUGGAAGAUGUUCAUAUGAGGUUUAUGAAGAAUUAUGGGAGAGUGGCAAGUCAUGCUCCAGCUUAUGCUAUGAAUGAUGAGUUUUCUAGGGUUUUGCAUCAGCAGAUGGAGUUUUUCUCGAGUAAUCCGAGUGUUGAUACUCUUAAUCGUGUUAGAGGAGAAGUCAGUGAGAUUCGGUCGGUGAUGGUGGAGAAUAUUGAGAAGAUAAUGGAGAGAGGUGAUAGGAUUGAGCUUCUUGUUGAUAAAACUGCUACUAUGCAAGAUAAUUCGUUUCAUUUCAGGAAACAAUCUAAGCGCUUACGUCGAGCUCUUUGGAUGAAAAACGCUAAGCUCUUGGUAGUGUUGACGUGCUUGAUAGUUCUUGUCCUGUACAUCAUAAUCGCGUCUUUCUGUGGAGGCAUCACACUAUCUUCAUGCAGAUCUUAA
Eruca vesicaria subsp. sativa (arugula) is the source of this 666-nucleotide messenger RNA. Lineage: Eukaryota; Viridiplantae; Streptophyta; Magnoliopsida; Brassicales; Brassicaceae. The record is from the annotation of a GenBank genome assembly.